AUGCAGCACGCUUGGAGAGCCGCGUCUGGGCCCCGCCCUCGCCCCGCCCCAAAUCACCGGCUCGGCGGCCCCCGCCAGCCACGUGGGCUGGUUUGCAGCAUUCUCCAGGUCAAUGCAAGCCUGCAGCCGUCUCGAGCCGCUCUAAUAGCACGCCUGCGCGAUGAGCGGCCCUUGGCGCGCUUGCGCACUUUGGGGAAAGUGGAGCUGGACCCGCCUCUGUACCGCUGCUUUCCUCCUCCGCUGUGCGUGCGAGGGACGUCGGGGGCGGUGCCGCAGCAGUUGCCCCUGGUAACGGGGAGGCAGGAGGAGGAGGAGGAGGAGGGACUCGGCGGGAGGAUGGGCUUGCUCUCAAUUCUGCGCAAACUGAAAAGUGCACCAGACCAGGAGGUGAGAAUCCUUCUCCUGGGCUUGGACAAUGCUGGCAAGACUACUCUUCUGAAGCAGCUUGCAUCUGAAGACAUCAGCCACAUCACACCUACACAGGGUUUUAACAUCAAAAGUGUACAGUCACAAGGUUUUAAACUGAAUGUGUGGGAUAUUGGUGGACAGAGGAAAAUUAGACCAUACUGGAGGAAUUAUUUUGAAAAUACUGAUAUUCUUAUAUAUGUAAUUGACAGUGCAGACAGAAAAAGAUUCGAAGAGACGGGUCAGGAGCUAGCUGAAUUACUGGAGGAAGAAAAACUGAGUUGUGUGCCAGUGCUCGUCUUUGCUAAUAAGCAGGAUUUGCUCACGGCAGCCCCUGCCUCUGAAAUUGCGGAAGGAUUGAACCUGCACACCAUCCGUGACCGAGUCUGGCAGAUCCAAUCUUGCUCAGCUCUCACAGGAGAGGGCGUUCAGGACGGCAUGAACUGGGUCUGCAAAAAUGUCAAUGCAAAGAAGAAAUAAAAUCUAGACGAAUGGAGACGUAGGAGCUGCAGGAGCCGAAUUCUGCCCUGAAAAACACUAAUUUGCUGCUUUCUGACCAAAUGUUUUUCCAUCUGUGUACAGCUACAGCUGUUUGAAGAGAAGGAACAGCACAGUUUAAAGAGAAUCCCCAUUCCAGCAGUAGGUUUAACUGAUCUCUGAGGUUCAGUAUCAUUUUUCAAAUAAAGGAAUUAUAGUAUUUCCUCUGCAUAA
Molecule: messenger RNA, 1116 nt
Organism: Trichechus manatus latirostris (Florida manatee)
Lineage: Eukaryota; Metazoa; Chordata; Mammalia; Sirenia; Trichechidae
Gene: ARL3
Product: ADP ribosylation factor like GTPase 3
Biological process (GO): cilium assembly
Cellular component (GO): cytoplasm; microtubule cytoskeleton
Molecular function (GO): GTPase activity; GTP binding
Source: RefSeq, a predicted model, not a curated record